GGCUAUUUAUUGUAUCGUCACGUGAACUCGUGAAGUUGAAGGUCUGUCUGCCGUCUGGUGAUGACUGGUGGCAGUAAUUAGACAGUUGGCGGUGCUAAUACUAUGUAAUAUGCUGGUACAAAUGCAGUGUAUAAAUACACUUUCAUUUUUUAACAUUCAACUGGCCUGCUAAGCCAGCACUAUUUAUACUAAAUAUAUGCACUUCUACCUUGCUCGCCAUGACGAGGAUAGUAGAAGCACAAAAACUAAAUGUAGAAGCAAGGACAACUGCAAUCUCGUGGACAGGCGGGAAGGAUUGCAAUUUGUCCCUGCUACAUGCGUGGAGAGAGCCAUCGUUGCGUGUUACUGCAUUAGUCGUGUUCAGACCCGAAGGAGCUGUGUUCAAAGCCCACCCUCUAAGCUUUAUGCAAGCACAGGCUGACAGCUUACAACUGCCUCUCAUACACGCAAUGCUGCCGAAGGACCCCGCGUGUUACAAGCUAGCAUACGCUGAUACAAUAAAAAAGCUACAUGCCGAUCAUGGAAUUGAAACCAUAGUAACAGGCGAUAUGGACUUAGUUGGGGAUCAGACACGUAACUUUAUCACCGAGUGUGCUGAGAUGGCUGAAAUUGGCGUAUGGUUGCCACUGUGGCAAGCUGGUCGGUUGAGAUGUCUUGAAACACUGAUUGCUGAAAAGUUCGAGGUUGUCUUCUCGUGUGUGAAGAGUCCUUGGUUCGAUGGCAGAUGGAUUGGGCGAUCACUAUCCCCCGAGAUAGUAAGAGAAAUGGAGCAAAUGGCACUAAAACCGCCUGAGGGCAGCCCAGAUUCUAAACCCUUAGACUUGGGUGGAGAAAGGGGAGAGUACCAUACCAUGUGCAUAAACGGUCCUCUGUACCAUGAUCGGGUGACCACGCAGUCGACGGAAAGUAACGAAUUAAUUGAACAAAGGGGCCAGAAGGAAGGAGAGCGGUGGUGGACUAUAGGCGUAUGAACCACCCGUAUGUAGAGUUGAGUACAGGCAGUAGUAUCUGUUUACGUAAGAAAGGUGGAGAUAAAUUGAGCGUGGGCACAUAAGGUGGGUAUAGCCACCUAUGCGCUGAAACAAUAAUAAAAAUUAGACUGUGC
Molecule: messenger RNA, 1105 nt
Organism: Sphaeroforma arctica JP610
Lineage: Eukaryota; Ichthyosporea; Ichthyophonida
Exons: 2
Coding region: 219-971 (250 amino acids)
Source: RefSeq, a predicted model, not a curated record